UGUGAGUGUAUACCGGCGCGUGCGCAGUGUGACAUGAAAUUUACGGCAUUCUUCUUGCUGGUGGCCGCCAGCCAUGCAGCUGAACUCAGAGCAUCUAGAAAUAAGGAAAAUACACAAGAAGACAAACGAAGUCUUGUCGAAGUGAAUGCUAAUAUUGACAAAAGGGCGCCCGCUAUUUCUACUGUUGCACCACCCGUUACACCAGGAAUCGAAUACGCUGCCACCAAGGAUGCGCACCAAGACAGGUCACCAUCACAGCAAAUCUACGCCACUCCUGUGCCACAAAUCGCAAAGAUAUCAGAUGUGCUGACGGGACAGGGACCCCCGUUCCAGGCUGCCAUUGCAAGCCAUCUAUACGCCCCCGUGUCGAUUUACCAGCCUAGGCUUGGAUCUCCCACUACAUACGAGAUAUCUCCGCCGAUACAAUCUCAAUUAGCGUACUCCGAACACAAGAUAUCAUACCAGCCACCGCAGAACGCUAUACAGUACACACCGCAAACACAAUACGAGCAAACUGCCAAACUAGUACCUUUAAACCAAGUAAACUUACAACGGGUUAACCAACAACAGCAAUAUCAGCAAAUAUUUGUCCAACCACAGCCAAUAGUGUAUUCCCAACGAUUGGGCCAACCUCAACAAAUAUCUGCCUACCAGCCUCUGUCACAAAUUAGCUACCAACCUCGAUUAGCCGUUCCACAAAAUGAAAUUUUGAGGCCUAUACAAUAUAUUCAGAGUGCUUCGCCCUCCGUGGCAUAUUUGCGUCAGCAACCACAGACACCACAAACAACCAACUCGGUGCCAGUUAUUCAAGCACAAAAGCAAUUGGUACUCGCAGCUCAGCCAGGAAUUACGUAUGUCCAAAAAUCCAAUGUUGCCCAGAGCCAACCAGCUGCUCAAGCAGUUUUGCCAACCCCAGUUCCAAGACAGGCUAAAGAGGUGGAAAAGGAUGUGCCAGAAUCUCAGCAGCAGCAACAACAAGCGACUAUCCCAUACCUUCGAACCCCAGCUCCGAUCGCCUAUGCUCAACCUCAACAAGCAGUUGCCUAUACACAACCGCAAGAACCAAUCGCUUAUGCUCAACCACAAGGAGUAAUCUACUUGCAAUCUCAAGGACCGCUUAAUUACAAUGACCUACAGGGAGCUAUAAGCUUCGCCAGCUUCUCACAAAGUCAGCCAGCCCCAGCCAAUCAACAAAAACCCAGAGAACAGCCUCAGUACCAGACAGUACAAUAUCAAGCACCACAGAGUCUUCUAGUAAAAGCUGAGGCCACUCAGACCUCAUCCCAGAAAUCAGCAGUUCAAAAACCAGUACCGUACUUGCGACAAAGGACCGCACUUCCUCAAGCACAGCCAAUCCAACCCCAAGUUUACUCCCAAGACCAAUUGCUACUACCAAAUACAAACUACAUUUCCUCGGCUUUAUCGGAAACACCAUCUUUUCCACCCGUUCAAUAUUUUGGCAAAUUCGCCCCAUCUAUCUUCAGCAGAUAUAGACGUUGAUUAAAGAAAUAUAUAUUGACAAUUUCUUGAUCAAUCAUUUUGUGUUAUGAAUGAAACACAUUUACAUGUGUGUGUGUUAUUUAUGUAUAUAAGAAUAUAUUUGUAGGAUGUCAAAAUUCGAACAACACUAGUUCUUUUUGCAGUAGAAACAAAAAAAUAUUAUAACAUAACAGCAGCGAGAAUUAUAAAUAUUAUAAUAUAUAGCAUUACGAAGAAAGUUAAGUUUGUGCGUAGUUAAGUAAUCGAAGUUGUAAAGGUGCUAAAAGUAUUUUAAGUUACUGUGAUGCCAUAAAUAGAUCUUUAUUUUAAUUGUUUUG
Molecule: messenger RNA, 1817 nt
Organism: Achroia grisella
Lineage: Eukaryota; Metazoa; Arthropoda; Insecta; Lepidoptera; Pyralidae
Product: neuronal PAS domain-containing protein 2-like
Exons: 6
Coding region: 34-1500 (488 amino acids)
Source: RefSeq, a predicted model, not a curated record